Messenger RNA from Phaeoacremonium minimum UCRPA7, 654 nucleotides. RefSeq names its product putative dephospho- kinase protein. The transcript has 2 exons. The record is from RefSeq and is a predicted model, not a curated record. NCBI's taxonomy places the organism in Eukaryota, Fungi, Ascomycota, Sordariomycetes, Togniniales, Togniniaceae. Bases 1 to 654 code for a protein of 217 amino acids.
AUGGCCGCAAACUAUCAGAACGCGUUCCCGUAUAACUACGGCGUGCACUUUCAGCCGCAGGUGCCUGAUACAUCUGCUGGCGCGAUGGUGCACACCUAUGUCCCGCGCUUUGACAAUGCUCCUGGUGUUGUUGCGGUUGCGGGUCAACCUCAGCCUGGCAUUCUUCCAGCGAAUACCGUCCAAUACCAGAAUGGCGUUCCGUUCGCCCCCGCUGUUGGCCCAACCGUACCUCUCGUGAACCAGCAACCGGCCUACCAGCCUGCCCAGAUUAUGAUGGCCAACGGAUCUACUCCGGUUAUGAGUGCCCCGAUCCAGGGUAUUCCUCCCAUGAUGGGCGGCGCCCCGCCGCUGAUUGUUGGAGGUCAGCCGCAGUUCAUGCCAGGUACUAUGACCCCCGACUCCACCCACUUCGAGCCUGCCACUGGUAUUGGCCUCACUGGCAUGGAAGUUGCCGCCGAUCAGGCGCAGAAUCCUGAACUGUGUGAGCCGCAGGAUUUUAAACCCGCGUCCGACGACCCCUCGCGCAUGUACUGGGUCCGCCAGUGUGACGGUUGCUGGACCGCGUUGUCCCGAGCUGCCAUCGAUGGCGUUGGCGAUUGCCGUUGGUACGUUAUGCCUAACGGAGUCUUCUAUGCAGUUCGUCUGCCUAGCUAG